UUGUGUCUCGUGCAUAUCACGAAUCCCCAAUCUGUACGUGAAAAAAAAAUGUUCCUUAAUUAGUGUCGCACGUCCCCCCGCGAGUUUCACUCGAAAAUUCCGAGAACAAAACCUCCCCGGGAUGGCAGUGUCGGUGAACGGCUUCCAAUCCCCCCAAAAGUGUCGAAAGCUCCGAGUAUUUAGGUGAGUUGUUGUUGUCGAAAGCUUGCCAACCGUGUAAUUUGACACAUCCUCCCUACGCGAUGAAAGUUUCCAAUCGAAAUCGAAGUAGUGUCGUUAGAAUUCCUGUCUCUUCCCAUUGAAUCAUCACGCGCAUUGUAUGAUAAUGAGCCCAAAGCACACCGGAAGUUUCAAGGCUCUUGGAAGUGGAUAGACCGCUGAAUAAUCCACCUCUCGGUUCACUCCAAAUGCGCCAGUCCAACUGGUUUCGGUGCAGCAUUUUUUUUCAUACUCAAUUCCCCGGAGAAACUCGUUUUAAUCCGCAAUUUAUGCGGUUACAAUUCCAGUGAAAUGAUCUGAUAUUUCGGGUGUGGAUCGCUUGAGUCAUGGCCAGGAGCCAGAAAUACGGCAACGAAACGCUGGACGCGUUGAACAAAGGCUGCUUGGAUACCUACGAUGCUGUUGCAUGUGGACGUAUCAGUAUACUCGUUGUUAUUAGUGCAGUAACUUGUUUCUUUGCUGUACUCAAGAUUGUUAAGUACCAUGCCUACAAGCACCCGCAGAUGCAUCACUACGUUAUUUUUUAUGUGUCUGUCAUCCAGUGUUUUGUCUGUGCUGCCAGUGCAGUAUUUGGCAUUCGUUACCCCCAACUGGACUUUGCUCCGAGUUUCCUGAAACUCCUGCAGUUCAUUCUGAUCUGUCAUCUCCACUGGUCAGUCGCUGCCAGGUCCAGACAUAGGGAUGACAUCGUUCAGCACGUUGUCAAUCCCGUAUUGUGUCUUUACAUGUUGUACUGCACUACUGUUGUCCUCAUGGGCAUGGUGGACAUCAGUGGAACAUGGACAGAGUGUCUACGUCCCUACUGGCUGAUGCUGUCAAGCGCAGACUUCCUCGCCGUCCAAGUGUUCGCAGUAGUGGCUCUGUACCUCACCCACAACAGCGAGCACACAAUAUCCACCUUAAUGCUACCAGCCGUGAGUUCACAAACGCGAGACUUGUGGCUCGUCACAGCUGUUUACGAAGUUUCAGCUGUUGUUUCAGUUGUUUUUGACGCAGUAAUGUCGUUCAUGGGUAGAGAGGAGUCUGGCUGCAGUGGAAUCUACGGGCAUGUGCAGAUUUACUACAGCCUGGUCAUGUCCACUGUCCUAGGGCUCAAGUAUUUCCUGCCCAUGUGGACACUCCUCUGCGUUUUCCAGCCGUCGAGGGUGAAAUCGAGGCCCUCAGAGGUGGCACUCACCUCGCAUUACAACACUGAUGGCACCUGUUACAAUCAGUACAGGAGAAUGUUCUUUAAUCAGAAUGGAAAUCCUGGGAAUGUCCAGUAUCCGGCCAUUCCCUACCCCUCGGACUCGCCCAUUUACGGCAGUUUCGGUGACUUUUCUUACACUGACAGCUCGCCAGACAUCUCCCCGAGCAUCGGACGCUACUGGCCUGGGAUGGAGGACGAGAAUCAAGGGUCCUACGAGAAGCACUUCGUGAAUGAUGGGAAACAAAACCUGGAGACUCAGUAUCGCAUCGAUCAGAAUCGUCAGAAUCUCGAGAACAGUCUCAGGAUGCACGAGGCUGAUGACAAGAAAUCCCAGAAGAAUAAUCUUACUACGAUUAAUGAAGAGACUGGAAACAUGAUGGAGAGCCCACGAGACUGACGAUCAUUCUAAGGAAAUUCCAGCUUUUCGAGGUUGAUAUUUGUUUGUGGUAACUACGUGUAGGAAAUAUUGCGUAGAAAAACCUAGCGGAUUCGGGAGGAAAUUCCUUUCUUUUAGCUUUAAUACAAAUGUUUAAUGGAAUAUUUUUUAUGGAAGAAAAUCAGGGGAAUUUGUUUUUGUCGUAGAAGUUUUCUAAUGGGGUAUUUUCUGUAAAAAUUCCUCGAUGUAAAUUUUAUGAGUUUUUUUUCGAUUGAUUUUUUAGGGAAAAGAGAAGA
Messenger RNA from Diachasma alloeum, 2080 nucleotides. RefSeq lists its product as uncharacterized. NCBI's taxonomy places the organism in Eukaryota, Metazoa, Arthropoda, Insecta, Hymenoptera, Braconidae. The transcript is spliced from 3 exons. Bases 546 to 1805 code for a protein of 419 amino acids. The record is from RefSeq and is a predicted model, not a curated record.